This is a messenger RNA of Schistosoma curassoni, 2460 nucleotides long. The record is from the annotation of a GenBank genome assembly. Lineage: Eukaryota; Metazoa; Platyhelminthes; Trematoda; Strigeidida; Schistosomatidae.
GUAUUUCCAUACUGGCUGGGGUCUAGGUAACGAGAAAAAAUGAAUAAACAAAAUAUAUAAAAUCAAAAAUCUUGGACAAUAAGCGCUAAAUAAAAAAGAAUGCUUAAUAUUAAAUGACAAUUAUUCUUCAUACUAUUUCGCUGAAACCGAACAAUAAUUAACAGGUCUAAUACUUGCUAGAUGCUUAUUAUAAAAGAUUUAGAACAAACAAAAUUAUUAAAAAGACUUGAAGUACAAUGAAUCUAUUAUAAUGGACAUGGAUGACAUAGUAAAAAAGCAACGCAAAUCAAGUCACCGAAUAAAACACUGAUAUGAUACACUUGAUAAGAUUCAAGAAAGGAGGAACAAGAAGGCAGCAAUCAAUACCAGUCGAACAAGAGCAGAAAAAGCCAAGGCACAAGCUGAAUACACAGAAAUAAACAAACAAGUGAAGAGGAGCAUCAGAACCGACAAACGUAAAUAUGUGGAAGAUUUAGCAACGACGGCGGAAAAGGCUGCAAGAGAAGGAAACAUGAAACAACUGUAUGAGACAAAGAAACUCUCUGGAAAUCGCUGCAAACCAGAACGACCAGUGAAAAGCAAGCAAGGCGAGGUAAUCACCAACAUUGAAGAGCAACAAAACAGGUGGGUAGAACACUUCAAACAACUCUUAAAUCGACCAGCCCUACUGAACUCACCCAAUAUCGAAGCAGCACCCACGGAUCACACAAUCAGUGUUGGCCCAUCAACAAUUGAAGAAAUCAGCAUGGACAUCAGACAAAUCAAGAGUAGCAAAGCAGCAGGACCAGACAACAUUCAAGCAGAGGCAUUGAAAGCAGAAGUAGCGGCAACUGCAAGGAUACUCCACAUUCUCUUCAAUAAGAUUUGGGAUGAGGAACAAGUACCAAAAGACUGGGAAGAAGGACUUCUGAUCAAAAUACCAAAGAAGGGCGAUCUCAGCAAGUGUGAUAACUACACGGGCAUCACUCUUCUCUCAAUACCGGGAAAGUCUUCAACAGGGUAUUGUUAAACAGGAUGAAGGACUGCGUAGACGCCCAACUUCGUGACCAACAGGCAGGAUUCCGUAAGGAUAGAUCGUGUACAGACCAAAUCGCAACUCUACGAAUCAUUGUGGAACAAUCAAUUGAAUGGAAUUCAUCACUCUACAUCAACUUCAUUGACUACGAAAAAGCAUUUGACAGCGUGGACAGAACAACACUAUGGAAGCUUCUUCGACACUACGAUGUGCCUCAGAAGAUAGUCAAUAUCAUGCAGAAUUCAUAUGGUGGAUUACACUGCAAAAUCGUGCAUGGAGGACAGUUGACAAAGUCGUUCGAAGUAAAGACUGAUGUCAGGCAAGGUUGCUUACUCUCACCCUUUCUCUUUCUUCUGGUGAUCGACUGGAUCAUGAAGACGUCAACAUCUGAAGGGAAGCAUGGGAUACAAUGGACAUCUAGAAUGCAGUUGGACGAUCUAGACUUCGCAGAUGAUCUGGCCCUCCUAUCAACGACCAGUGUAGCAACAGCCUCAGCAGCAGUAGGUCUCAAUAUACACAAAGGGAAAAGCAAGAUUCUCCGAUACAACACAGCAUGCACCAAUCUAAUCACAAUUGACGGAGAAGAUCUGGAAGAUGUAAAAACCUUUACAUAUUUGGGCAGCAUCAUUGAUGAACAGGGUGGAUCUGAUGCAGAUGUGAAGGCGCGGAACAGCAAAGCAAGAGCAGCAUAUUUACAACUGAAGUACAUCUGGAACUCAAAACAACUGUCAACCAACACCAAGGUCGGGAUUUUCAAUACAAAUGUCAAGACAGUUCUACUGUAUGGGGCAGAAACCUGGAGAACUACGGAAUCCAUCAUCCAGAAAAUACAGGUGUUUAUUAACAAUUGUCUACGCAAAAUACUUCAGAUCCAUUGGCCGGACACUAUUAGCAACAACGUACUGUGGGAGAGGACAAACCAGAUCCCAGUGGAGGAAGAAAUCAGGAAGAAGCGCUGGAAGUGGAUAGGACACAGAUUGAGGAAAGCACCCAAUUGUGUCACGAGACAAACCCUCACAUGGAAUACUGAAGGUUAAAGUAAAAGAGGAAGACCAAAGAACACAUUACUCCGAGAAAUGGAGAUAGACAUGAGAAAAAUGAACAAGAAUUGGAUGGAACUAGAAAAGAAGGCCCAGGACAGAGUGGGUUGGAGAAUGCUGGUCGGCGGCCUAUGCUCCAUUGGGAGUAACAGGCGUAAGUAAGUAAGUAAGUAAGUAAUGAGUAUAUAUAUUCUAACCUAUGUUGACAAAGUGAGAUGUUUUUUACUAAGCUGAUUCGAGAAAAAACAUCAACACCCAUGUAGGGACUAAAAUAGCAGAAUUAAGUUAAAACGUAAGGAAAUUACACUACCAAGUUUAUUCUUUCAUACAUAAUAACAUGAAAAGUUAUAUUUAAAUAAAUAAAUAUAACGAUGAGAAAAGAAAUUAAAACGACUAUAAUACAAG